This is a messenger RNA of Anopheles marshallii, 5769 nucleotides long. RefSeq lists its product as uncharacterized. The transcript has 13 exons. NCBI's taxonomy places the organism in Eukaryota, Metazoa, Arthropoda, Insecta, Diptera, Culicidae. Bases 1 to 5769 code for a protein of 1922 amino acids. The record is from RefSeq and is a predicted model, not a curated record.
AUGCCACCGAAGGAGCAUCGCCUCGAGAUGAUCCCGGUGACGCACCCAGACGGGAUUCGGCCGUUGAACGUACAGCCGUGGAGCGGGCGCUUCACAGUUCCGAAGCAGCUGCAGUGUAACGAUACACGCCAAAAUUACAGCCGGCAUCGUGUCAAAAAAAAAAAGAUGUCGCACCCGUGGUGCCGUCAUGUGGUUUUGUGUUUAGUUGUGCAGUUACUUUUGAUGUGUUUUUGCGUACAAAGGAUAAACAGUAUAACCGUUCCACUCGAGUCCGGUUCUGCAGAGGUCACUACCACCAUUCCCACUAUCACCAUCUCACAACCAAGAGCAGCGGAACAGACAAAUGCUGCCAGCAUCUUCCGAUUGCCUUGCUCGUCGGUGAAACCCUUCUUAUUCGAACGAUCUUCGAAUAGUUUAAAGCUCUAUUUGCUCGAUGCGAUCGGAUUACAUCGCUUUGAGAAUGGAGAAUCAGGUGGCAUUGUUCAAUCACACAUUAGCACUCUGCCUAAGAAGUACGAAGAGGCAAUAACGCUACAGAUUCUUGAUAUUAAACUUGGAGAAGCAGAUUAUGUGCUCUUCGUUGUUACCACUGACCAAUGGCACAAUGUCUUCUUAGCCCACCAGAACGUUGGUAUUGGACCAACCAGUGCUCAACCUAUACAGCGUAUCAAAUACUCUGGCAAUUUUUCCAAAGCACAACUACUUGAAUGCAACGGUAACAUUUACAUGGUAACGAUCGUCACAUACGCUACUACUGGGAAAAUUCGUGUCUACCGUUGGCAGCAGUCAUAUUUUUCUCUUGAGAGUACCAAGGAGGUGUUAUCUAUUGAUGAUGUACGGUGCCAUUGUCCCAGUACACUGUUGCUUCUGGCGCUCGAUUAUGGCCAAUUACCAGAGCGCUCACUAAACCACGUUCUGUUGCUGGAUAAUGCAGAACGCCCAGUGAAGGUGCAGGAAAUGUUCUUCCUGUACAGUUCGUUACCAUCUUUUACUCUCGACGAUGAACUAUACCUUAUCCGGCAUGUUAGCAGAGAUAAAUCAUAUCUUUAUCAGUGGAGUGCCGAAGGGAGAUUCGUACGCUUGCGUAAACUAUCGGAGCAUCCACAACAAAUCACAACCUAUACACAUUGGGAUAGUACGCUGGCCGUUGCGUUCGACAAUAACAUUCGACUGUAUAACAGCAACAAACAAAAUCUGUUGCGUGUCGAAUCUUCCUUUUCGCUGCAUGGAGCCAACUCAUCGGAACCUUUGACACAACUUACGCCAGGAUCAUCCGAAGAGAAGUUAAAGAUGCUUUACGGGUUACGAACAGAGGACAGUGAGGAAGUUAUACUAGCAACGGAGUUUUACUGCCCUGCACAAAACGAACACACCCCAAACUCAACUGCACUAUAUCUUUACAAACUUUCCAUAAAGAGCGUCGCACGAUCAGCAGAAGCAACAGCACAGGAGCAGGGCUUUCAGACUCUCAACAGUUGUCUACAUCGGCUCAAGCAGGAACUAAACGAACGUAAAAAAUGGAUCGACCUUAUCCGACUGCAGUUGUCACGCAAGAAUUUGCUAUUCGACGCGAUCACACAAAGUGAUCCGGCCAAGUCGACUCUUAUACACCCAUCAGCGACACUGACCAACGUGCUCUUGUCGCACAAUAAUCCAAAUCUAUUGCCACCUUCGCGUACCAUACUAAAUGGUCAGUCGCUUCUUCUACGCCACUAUCGCGUAGCUACGGACCUCAACCAGGUGCUACUGCUAAAUCGCGAACGAACAGAAAUUCGCGGCGAUCUGCACGUAUCCGGCAAUGUACGCACACGCUGUUCCAAAAUUCGUGCCGUCAACGCUCAGGACAGUUAUGGUGCGGAUCCUAAAAAGAGACGAAUGCGCUCCACUGUACAUGUGGCGGGAAAAACUUUCUAUCGCGUCGUGAAGGCGAAGGAAAUUGUGUCUGAUUCAACGCUAAGCAAACGUUGUUUGCUGCGUUCCAAGAUGAAUGUUUUGCAUGGUACGAUGCAGUUGGACGAGCUGAAUACGCAAGCCGUACGAGUGGAGCAGGGUAGCAUCAACCACAUCGCUGUACCAACGCGGAAGGUACUGACGGAUGCAGCUAAUCAUGGUUACCGCGGACAUAAGGUAUUCCGCAGCGUUAAAUCCUUCCGGUUAAAUACGCACCAUCUCAACGGACACCCACUAUCGACGGAAAUUAUUGAGUCUGGGCUGAAGUACGCAAACGAGGGCAUAACCAUUAAGACAGAUGUGUGUCGUACGCGUAACCUCGUUGUUCGGAAUAGUGUGAACGAAUUUCCACUGACACAACUAGUCUUCUUGCAUCAAAAUACCUUACAUAUCAAAGGUAAUUUGUUGUUGGGAGAUCAAGUAUGUGUGAAGAAUCUCCAGUAUCGUGGCACGUUGAACAAUAUCCCGAAGGAAGAUCUGCUGGACAGAUUAUCCAACCAAACCAUUACCGGUCCCGUAUUCGUGAGUAAGGGUUUCACACAUAAUCUUCAGGUGCGUCAGGUGAACGGAGAGCUGAUGGCGAACUACGCCACCACCACCCAACCUAACCGAAAUGAAGCACUGCAAAUACAAGCAUCUGUGCGAGCGGAAAAAAUGAUAGUUCUUGGUGAUCUCACUGCGAACCACGAGGAACAACAGUUGACCCCACAUAUCGGCACUAGUCCGGGUGACUUCAGGCAGCUAUACACUGGCAAACUCGUGCUGAACGGUACGCUACGAUUAAAGGUAGCCAAUAUAAAUGCACCGAACGUUACGAUCAUGGGACAAUCUGUAACAAGUAAACCGUACCAGCAGUACCUGCUGCGCAAUGAACGACAGGUUAUCAGUCGUCCGAUUGCGUAUCAUACUGCACAGUUUCAGUACCUGUUUGCAAAUACACUAAACGAAAUCGCACUAUGGCAGUUCAGCUUAACACACCGCAAUUGGCAGAAUAGUUUCUAUCUGCAGGAUGUGGCUGUGCAGGGCAAUGUGCGACCUGGUCGGAUCGCCAAACGGUUGCAUUCGGUGCAGCAGAACCGUAUCGACGUUAAUGCGCAUAUUCGCGUGUGUGACGUAAAACAUUUUACCGAAACUUUGCGUGUAACACACCUGCAUACCCACUCAAUUGACGGUACCAUUGUCCCCGAAGCUCUCUGGCGCAAAGGCGUCCCGUAUGGGACGACUAAUGCCGCACCGAAAGUAUUUUUAGGUCAUACAGAGCUGCGACAGAGCGUUCUACAGAUCCGAGGUCCAUUUCAAACGGCUGGAUUCAACGGCCGAACGUCGUACGACCUAGCGGAGUUGGCCAAACCACCACUGCGACGUUAUCAUACGUUGCAAUUGAAUGCUGUUAAUGCUACCGUGACCAACGUUCGACAGACGAUGGAUCUGUCGCUCGAUGAUGUACUGCAACGCUUCGUUACUGCUGUGCCCUAUCACCACGGAUCGAGCGUAGGUAGCGUACCAUCAUUUGCCAAGAUCGUUACGCCAGUGCAUGUGCAGCAGAUUCCAAUAGCCUCGGUGGGACAUAUCAACUUUUGUUCCGUCCAGCGGCUUCUGCAGGAAACAGUCUCCAAAAAUAGUCGACCGGGCCGUUCGAUUGCAGGCUAUAAGCAGGUGCUUGGAGCGGUUAGCAUUCCCAAGCGACUCACGGUCAGCCGAAUCAAUAGUCACGACACAGCGCACCUGGGACGGAUCGUAACUCGUGGUCCAAAUGCACUUCCGCAGAGUAUUGACAGCCGUUGGCGCUUCGGAAUGGUCACAACUAGCUAUCUCACCGCGAAGUUAAUUAAUCGCACUCCUCUCACCCGGCUAGCCUUGCACUCCGAAGAAACGCUACUACUGCAGAGUGAGCUACUCAUCGAACGACUACAAGUGAACGUGCUGCAGCUUGCAAAAAACCCAAACUGGAUCUUUGAACCGAACACGGGCUCUUCACUGAUACAUAUUCCUCACGGUGUCACACGGUUACGCUGCCACGGCAGCAUUCAUAGCCACAUCCGCGAUCCGGCCCAUCUGCUCAAUCAAUUGCUACUGACACCUUCGCUUGAUCAAACCAGAACCGUAACUGGUGGUCUCGUUUUCGCUGGACAAAGUGUUCAUUUCGGCAAUUGUACCACGCCUGCUGGAGGUAUUAUUCAGCGGAUCGAACGAACUGCCCGACAGUGUUUGCGAAGGAACACGUCCCCCGAUUUACGUUUGCCCGUUGUGUUCGAGCAGGAUCAGGUACUGCUGCAGACAGGCCCGGAUAUGAUGUCGAUACAUGGGAACAUCCACGUUGCUGAGCCUGGCUAUCUUAAAGCACGCACCAUCGCUGGUGUGAAUGUGGCAGAACGUCUCGGUCCGACUGCUGACCUUUAUCGAUUGUCACUGUCCCAAGGGGUCUCAACGUUACCUAUUGUCGGUGAAAAGCGAUUUUCCCAGGACCUCAUAGCCACCGUAUACAAUCUCACGCUUGUGCCGGGCCACACUGGAGAUAGUUUCUGGUCCCGGUUGGCACAUUGUAACCAUCCAACACUAUACCCCUGCACAAAUGCGUUACAUUUCGGGCAAUCUGUGGUGGUGAGUGAACUAUUAACAGCUGGACAGCUUAACAACGUACCGUUUAAGGGAUUUUUCCACGCAUUUGUAAAGCGCCAAUCUGCUCCAAUUCACCAAUCAAAGCUCCACCACAUCCAAGACUUUAUUGGUACGCUGACCGUGUCGGAGUUGCGACUUACUGGUACUGCCACGAUCCUAAACUACAUCAACAGCAUCCCACUCGGGGAGUUAAUUUUCCACUCCACAACCAACGCCACCCAUCAAAUAGUGCCAGGUCCAAAAACAUUCCGAACCCUGCAUAUAGAUGGACCGCUUUCGCUGCAGCUGCUUAAUGGACGCCAAUUGUCGCAGGUGAAGCGUGACUCACUAUCUUCGGACGAUGUCCAUCAACUAGAGGCGAUCAUUUUCAACAAGCCCGUGCUAAUUUCCGAACUGUAUACACGCGUUCUCUACCACAUUCGGACCGCUUCCUAUCGUCUUGUGGCGGAAAACCCGACUGUUCAGCUGCCCGCGGAGUUGCAACUACGAUCAGAUCACCUUCAUCCUCUGAAGAUAAUGCAACGCACCAACAAUAUCGGACGCGCACGCACCAGCACGGUAAAGCUUCGAUCGCGAGAGUCGGCCAACUUUAUCGAGCUUGUAACCAUGGAUGCAGUCGAUACCAUUCGACUACACUGUUCGCCUGAUCAACGAUCCCUUGUAGUGGAGUUGCGACGGCUUCCAUCGAACCGCACCAGUGAACAACGGCUGCACGAUUUGCCACCAGCGACCGGAUGUCUGCAGACGGUUGAUGCAUACAGCGUAAAUCGAACGACACUGCUGAUUCUACUUCGGCACAAAAACUCGGAACAUUCGCAAAACCGGAAUGUGACCAUCAGCACACUCUAUCAAUAUGAUCUUGUACGAGGCAGUCUAACACCAGUCAAGAUACCAACUCCAGGACCAACCUGUCGGCAUACAUGCCUUCUGCAGCCAAAACUCGAAGAAAUAAUGCUUGCAACUGCCGGGUGCUUCGAUUCUCCCGUUUCCAGUGGAAUAAAACUCUAUCAACUCGAAACCGAUGGCACGUCCUUACGGUUACGCCACUUUCAAACAAUCGAUCUAGUCUCCGCUGUAGGCGCAAUGAGUUCUACUGUCGACGGGACUACUUUGCUAGUAAAAGAUGACACCACGCAUCGGCAUCGCUUCACUUACAGCUCGGUUCAGGGCUGGGCACAAGAUGAUGGACAACUACCUUAA